Molecule: messenger RNA, 1074 nt
Organism: Spodoptera littoralis (African cotton leafworm)
Lineage: Eukaryota; Metazoa; Arthropoda; Insecta; Lepidoptera; Noctuidae
Source: the annotation of a GenBank genome assembly
AUGAAGCUACUGAGGUCUUCCUUGAUCCUGGCCGUGGCGUUAAGCCUGGCCACGGCAGAGGAGAAGGCGGAGAAGGACACUAAGGCUGAACCAAAAGCCGCAGAGGAAACAAAGAGACAAGACAAAAGAGGAUUAUCGGAGUACUAUGGUGAUCAUGGAGACUUUGGUGGCGGCGACUUUGGUGGCGGCGACUUCGGUGGAGACUCCUUCGGGCACGACUUCGGAGGAUCGAUCGGCGGCGGCAGUGAGGGGCAUGGACACGGCCACGAGGAACACCACGUCCACAAAACCAUCACUGUAGUCAAGAAAGUUCCCGUGCCAUACCCAGUCGAAAAACACAUCCCCGUGCCAGUGGAGAAACGUGUGCCCUACCCUGUCAAGGUGCACGUACCCCAGCCCUACCCCGUCGUCAAAACCGUCCACUUCCCAGUCAAAGAAUACAUCAAAGUACCCGAAUACAUCCCUAAACCAUACCCCGUGACGAAACACGUGCCUGUUCCCGUGAAAGUUCACGUCGACAACCCUGUUCCAGUGAAAGUGUACGAACACGUCCCCUACCCCGUCGAGAAGCACGUGCCAUACCCGGUUAAAGUGCCCGUGCCUCAUCCCUACCCUGUAGAGAAGAAAGUGCCGUUCCCCGUGAAAGUACCCGUCAAGGUGCCAGUACCAUACCCCGUUGAGAAAAUUAUCCACUACCCAGUACAGAAGCCCGUGCCUUACCCAGUUAAGGUUCCAGUUGACAACCCAGUGCCAGUGCACGUCGACAAGCCAGUACCAGUCCCCGUCAAAGUGCCUUACCCUGUCCCAUACCCAGUAGAGAAAGUUAUUCCCUACCCAGUAGAAAAGAAGGUGCCGUACCCAGUGAAGAUCCCCGUCGACAGGCCAAUCCCUGUACACAUUGAGAAGCAUGUGCCUUAUCAUGUUGAAAAGCACGUGCCUUACCCCGUGAAGGUACAUGUGCCCAUUAUUCACCAUGAACAUCAUCAUGAGCACCAUGAGGAGUCCCACCAAGAGUCACAUGGUGAGGCGAAGGUCUCGGCGGCGGAUUCGAGGGUGGCCACGAAGGAGGCCUAG